AUGUCGGAUACUCCUCAGAAGCCUCUCCCCUUCGCCUACCAGUUCGUCGCCGGUGCGGUGGCUGGUGUCUCGGAGAUUCUCGUGAUGUACCCAUUGGACGUGGUCAAAACCCGAGUUCAAUUGCAAUCGGGUGCGGCAGUCGGUGAGGAAGCAUACACUGGCAUGUUCGACUGUCUGCGCAAGAUCGUCAAGCAUGAAGGUUUCUCCCGUCUAUAUCGUGGAAUCAGCGCCCCGAUCCUGAUGGAAGCGCCCAAGCGAGCGACCAAAUUCGCAGCCAAUGACAGCUGGGGAACAUUCUACCGGGGGCUUUUCGGCGUGGAGAAGCAGACGCAGAGUCUGGCUGUGUUGACGGGCGCGACGGCCGGUGCUACGGAAUCAUUCGUCGUAGUGCCAUUCGAACUGGUGAAGAUUCGUCUACAGGACAAGGCAUCGGCCGGAAAAUACAAUGGCAUGUUGGACGUGGUGAAGAAGAUCGUUCAGACCGAGGGUCCCCUGGCCAUGUACAACGGUCUGGAAUCAACCCUUUGGCGUCACAUCCUCUGGAACAGUGGCUACUUCGGAUGUAUCUUCCAGGUGCGGGCACAGAUGCCCCCCGCCGAAGCGGGUAACAAGGCCCAGCAGACUCGCAACGAUCUCAUCGCCGGUUCAAUCGGUGGUACCGCCGGUACUAUCCUGAACACCCCUAUGGAUGUCGUCAAGUCGCGGAUUCAGAAUAGCCCCAAGGUCCCCGGUCAGACCCCCAAGUAUAACUGGGCUUGGCCUGCCGUCGGUACCGUCAUGAAGGAGGAGGGUUUCGCCGCCCUCUACAAGGGUUUCGUUCCAAAAGUUCUUCGUUUGGGUCCCGGUGGUGGUAUCCUCCUGGUUGUCUUCACCGGCGUUAUGGACUUUUUCCGUAAGAUUCGUGGCGAGUAA
Molecule: messenger RNA, 912 nt
Organism: Aspergillus tanneri
Lineage: Eukaryota; Fungi; Ascomycota; Eurotiomycetes; Eurotiales; Aspergillaceae
Product: putative mitochondrial 2-oxodicarboxylate carrier protein
Exons: 5
Coding region: 1-912 (303 amino acids)
Biological process (GO): transmembrane transport
Source: RefSeq, a predicted model, not a curated record